AUGUCCGCCAUGGACUGCGCCGCUUCUACAAUGCCGACUAAUGCAUGUUGUCCGGCUCGGAUCCAAACCCAUAUCAAGAACCAAGGCUCCAAUUCGUCGGCUUUGAGCCACGAUGCCAUGACUGUUGACGGCCGCAUCCCAUCGCCACGCCGAUGGUCGCCCACAUAUCAGCCCCGGAGAAGGGACAGGCAAUUUCCGAGCUCUUUGUCAUUCUUGCCAUCCUCCGCAGCGCGGUCGGAAUCCAAUGAGUAUUCCACCACAUUAACAAGGCGGCCCGCUACUCGUAGCCCCGUCUGUAUCUCGCCCUUUCGCUCUGUGCGCAGGAUGAAGGAACCGUUUCAGCUCGUUCUACCGAAAUCUCCCACGUCCGCAGGAGCGUCGCCGGCAACUGCGUCAUGCGACGGCUCAUUCCCUAAAUGGAUGAAAGAUCCGAAACCGCAGGACGGACGUACUCUGCGAACGUGGCGAUCCGAUCAGAACCUGACCGUCGCGAAUCUCUCGGCCUUUGGUCUCCUUCCCAGUCCACCGAUAUCAGAGUCGCGACCAGCCAGUUCAGGUAUUGAAUCUUCGUACUUCGAGUGCAAGAGCGAUACGAACAGUGAGGAGGAUACCCCUACACAAGAGCUCCCCGAAGAGCCCAUCGGAGAACCUGUGGACAAGCCUAUUGAAGGACCUUUGGAAGAGACGGUGCAAGAGCCGAUCGAACACCUAAUAGAUGAUACCUUGGAGGAGCCUCUGGAGGAGCUCAUGAAGGAGCCGGAGAAAGGACCGCCGGGUGAGCCUACGCUACCAUUUGAAAUGACGGAAAAGAUCUUUUACAAGGCCUAUCGUCCGCCGGGAUGGACAAGAGAACUGGAAGAAAGGCGCAGAACAGACGUGACAAAUGUUCACGAAGCCCAUUCCAACCUCAUUCGACAAUGCGAGGGGGCCAGUCAAGACCAAGAGACACCGCCCAUUUCCAGUCCAGCCAAGAAACCAAAAUCAAGCCCUGUUUCAUCACCACGUUCCGUUCAUAGCGCCAUGGCAGUUGUUCCAGGCGCCUCCCCGAGACCUCAACGGCCGAGGACGGCGACUGUCUCCAGCGAAGCAAGUUGGGUUCCCACCAACUUCUCGUAUUGUCAGACAUGGCUGCAGGGCGUGCCAUUUGAAGCGGGUGAAGAUAAAGACCAGCCACCCAAAGAGUUCAACCGUCGAAAAUUCCAGAUCGUCGAAACGGAUCCACCGAUGCCAAAGUUGGACAUCAUUCCUGGGGCCAAGGCCUUGGAAGAGCCUGUUGUGAGUUCUUCAACGCGGGAUGGUGCUGAGACAAAAGACGCUAACACAUCAUUACAGCGUUUCGCGGUCGCUUCAAAGCCUAAGCUUGUGGAGGUAACACGGCAAUCAUCGCCAUCCAUGCCUCCAUCUACGGCCCCGCCGAUACCACCACCACCACCACCACCAUUGUUACCUCAACCUCUCCCAAUGACGCCAGACCAGCGCCAAGAGGAGGUAUCUGCUUUCAGUCCAGAUACGCCGCUUUACUUGUCCGAUAGUGGCUAUGGUACCCGCGAAUCAGGUUAUUCCAUGGAUAGUUACCAGGACAGCAAAGAUGACGAUGCAUAUACAGAUCCGGGGUCAUUGACCUCAGACAGUGUCACGUCCACCGUUGUAGGCGACAGGCCUGAGUCCGCGCAGGGAGAGCGCGACAGGUCACCCCAGCCGGAAAUCCGAUCGGGCAGUGUCAGCCCCAAAGCUUCAUCAUCGCCAAGGACCGCUUCUUCCGGUCAUACAUCAAAUCUUUCAGAGAAAGAGGAUGGGAAACAACGAUUACUGGACCAGGGAUGGACCCUUGAUGACCACGAAUGGACUCUGGGUGAACUUGAACAUUCCGUCAAGGACUUUCCUCGUCAUAUGCUCCGUCUUACUUCCCCCGUUAUCGUUUAUCUUCGCCGAAAUGACGAAAAAGUCCUGCUUCGGCCUUUCCGCACUAUUUUCCCCAAAGUUGCAGAGAACCUCCUCGACUGUCUCUGCGCUGCUCUCAUUGCUCGCAAUUACCUUGUUUCCUUAUCUACACUUCACCGCCGAAAAACAUCGGUAUCAUCGCGCCCCGAUCCUUACAUCAUUGAUGCCAUUCCGGCAAAGGCAUACAGUACGCUCGGUAUCCAGCUACCAACCGGGUCCCCAGGUCGGAUGAAAGACCGCGCCCUGGGUUCCCGCAGCAUGGAGCUGCACCGGAAACUCGAAGGCAUCAUCGACAACCUCCUGUUUGCCAUUUGUGGCCGAGCAGACGACACUCUCAAAUCCGCCGUCGAGGUCCUCGCUCAGGUCCUCGAAACCAAUGCUCAGCAUUGA
Penicillium cinerascens is the source of this 2331-nucleotide messenger RNA. RefSeq lists its product as uncharacterized. The coding region runs from base 1 to 2331 and encodes 776 amino acids. The record is from RefSeq and is a predicted model, not a curated record. NCBI's taxonomy places the organism in Eukaryota, Fungi, Ascomycota, Eurotiomycetes, Eurotiales, Aspergillaceae. The transcript has a single exon.